ACGGACCCGAGUUGUGGUCGGGCGGCCAUGGCGCUGGAUGUUCGCAGGCGCUUCUUUAAAUUCCUUUUGCGCUGCGGCGCCGCCAUCAUCACCCGGUUCCCCUUCUGGAACUGCUUCAGCAUGUUGAUGCUGUUCGCCGAACGAGCUGAUCAGCGCAGGAAGCCGGAUAUUCCAGUGCCAUACCUCUAUUUUGAUAUGGGAGCUGCAGUUAUCUGUGCCAGUUUCAUGUCCUUCGGUGUGAAGAGGAGAUGGUUUGCCUUGGGAGCUGCCCUUCAGUUGGCUAUCAGCACAUAUAUAUCAUACGCUGCAGAACAGGUGCACUACGGGGACUGGCUUAAGGUAAGGAUGUAUUCCAGGACUAUAGCUGUAAUUGGUGGAUUUCUGAUAUUAGCGAGUGGAGCUGGCGAGAUAUAUCGGCAGAAGCCUCGUACAAGGUCGUUACAGUCCACGGGGCAAGUGUUUCUUGGCAUCCACCUUAUUUGCGUGGCUUACUCCCUGCAGCAUAGUAAGGAGGACCGCCUGGCCUAUCUGAAUCACAUCAUAGGAGGUGAAAUUACACUGCAGUUGAUGUUUGUAUUUUAUGCUGUGCUGGCUUUGUCUUUCCUCUCUGGAUACUGUGUACGAACUGCAGCCCAGAUGCUUUCUAUUCUUAUGCCCAUUGUAAUUCUGUUCAUUGAUGGAAAUGUGAGCUAUUGGCACCAUUCACGCAGGGUUGAGUUCUGGAAUCAAAUGAAGCUGCUUGGGCAGAAUGUGGGCAUUUUUGGUGCUGCCAUAAUUUUGGCCACAGAUUGCUAAUGUUAUUUUAAAGGUGAAGUUCCUCAUUGCAUGGCACUAAUAAAACCUUGUACUGCUAUUUAUUUGACAUUUAAAAAAAUGUAUAGGUUCUUAAAUAUAUUUUCAAUAUAGAAGAUAUUCUCUCACAAUUCUAAAGAUAAAGUGAACUGUGUGAGCAAUUGCUUAGAUCCUGGUGAACAUUCAAUCUAACCGAGGGACAACAUUUUUGCUCCUGGCACUGUAUCUCACUUUCCAGGACUGUAUUGAGAUAUUGGGUGCUUGCCUUAGGCAGAUGAACAUUUGCACCAGCUAUAUGUAUCUGAAAUAUUGGCUCAUUUUGUGUUAAUUGAUAUAUUUUCACCAAAUUCCAUGUGCUGCAUCAUGAAUGAUAAAUACGGCCUGUAAUUUGUUGCAACAUGAUGUCCUGUGAUUUAUAUUACUUAUGAUUCCAUUGUUCCUUGUGGUAUAAUACUAAACAGUUCUAUUAUCGUGUACGAAUUGAUUUCCUCUCUUAAAAGCAUACAUUUUUUUUUCCAACCUCCAUUUCCUUCGUCUGCUUCCCAUGGUUAUUUAUGCAAGCAAGAUGAACAACACCCACACAGCUAGUGUAUAUUAGUUGUUCUAGUUGGCAGCCUAAACACACUCCUUACUUCUUGAGACCGUGGAUCUGUGACAAUCCACAGUUGGGGCACCAUCACAUUAAUAUUCAUUGUGAUUGAAAUUUCAGUUUUGUUUGCAAUGUCAAUGAUUUUUUUUUCUUUCCUCCAAUUUCACUUUGUGCUAUAAUUCCCUCAGUGCUAUAAUUUUCAGUAACAGAUUCUGCAGGGUUACUCUUCUGGAGUUUCUCCCUUGGCUCUGUAGAAGCUGGAUCGGUAAAUCAGAAGACGAUUAAGCCCAAAAGAUAUGGUGAAUUUUUAGGGGGUAAUAAUGACCACGGCAGUAUAAGUAUUGUCUUGAGUCCUGGCAUCAAUCCUUUGAGUGAAAUUAUCAUUGUUUUAAACACACUGAUUUAUUUUUUUUCAUAAAGUAAAUAAUUGAUCUCGCCUUUUAACCAUUUUGUGUUGAUUUGUUUCACCUCAAUCCUGUGUUUCUGCUGAAAAUUUAAAAAAUGUUGGUGAGCUGUGGUUGUUGGCGGUCAAUCUCUCUGGGUAAAUCACGAGCUACGAUGAGUCGUUGCUUUUGGAUUUAUGUUAAGUUAUAGUUUUUUUUUUUAAAUGCCUUUUUAUAAUCUAAAAGUUAAUGAGGCCCACUGUUUCCAAAGUGUAACGGAGAUAGUCAGAACUUUCAUGAAUUCGUGGGAGUACAUCAACUCAUCAAUAGCUUCAGAUUUACUGAGAGCUUUUCUUUUUCCCCUUCAUCCAAUCCCUAUCUACUGAACAAAAUUGUACUAAAACUUUACAAUCCCUCAAGCUGUUGUGCUCAUCCUGCAAACUGAGUUUAAAAAAUGAAAUCGGGUUUAAAACAAAUGAAUUGUCUUUGUGAAGAAAUGGAGGAUCUCUAGUUUCUGUUAAUUUUAUAAAUUGUUCAGCAUGUGGACCCUCUCCAAAUGAUGAAGGCAUCGAUUGUGAUGAAGAUAUGAAUACAUAUCAUGGCCUGUCUAAAACAAUAAAGCUAUUUUAUCCCAUUUCUCCAUUGUGAUCUCACUUAAGUACAAAGGAUUUCCUCUUUGUAAGAAAAUAGGCUGAAAUGCAAUUCAAUUUUAAAUGGACAUUUAAUUAAAAAUACAGAGACACAGCGGGUUCACUAUGUUUAAUAUUUGUAGGCUUUAUAUCGAAUUAUCUUUUUUAUAAUAUUUGUGACUACUUAUGCAGGAAGAGAAAGAGCUUGAAUGAAUAUUUUACAAAGACAAUGAAUUCAAAAAAAGACAACUAAUUCACAAUAAAACAUGCUGAAUGUUGAAGUGAUUUAGGAUUGUAAAUUGAAGGGGUUGUGAAUUGUGGCAUCUGAAAACUAGGAUUUAUAUUGUACAUGGUAAAACUGCAACUGCCCUAACUGCAACUGAUUCUAAAAUGUUUGUAAAUUUGACUAGAUUUCAGUGGGAUUUAAAGCCGCGAGUUUCUAUAAUCUGUACUGAAGAAUGUAAAACAAAAUCAAAUCUAUCUUUGUCUAUAUUGUCAUUGUUACUUUCCUUCCAUGAAGAGUAUGUUUGGAUUAAGUGAAUGGUGGGAAUUUGGAUCAGCUGGAUCCAGGCCCCUCACUCCUAGUUGUUUCUUGCAGGUUGAUCUGUAUUGUAUAAGGCUUCAGUUGUGUUUGUCUCCGAGCGAUUACAUUGUGAUACUGUAUAAGUAACAUAUUGGGAGUAAAAUGUUCAUUAAAAAUUAUAUCAUAUAAAUGAACAAAUGGCCAUCAUUGAUCCCAGGCAAUUGUUUGAAUGACAUGAUCUAUAGAAAGGUUUGAAUGCUCCUUUGUUUAAAACGUUCAUGAUGAAGAAAACUAAACUCAGCAAGUCAGUCAACAUCUGUGAUGGGAAUGGACAGAAAACUUUCCGGGUUGGCACUCUUCUCUUGAGAAAUUUUUAAAUGGAAAUCCAUUUUCCACAGAUAGCUUUUGAACAAAUAUUCUAUUUUCAAUAUAAUCUACAUUUGGAAAAAUGGGGAUUACCAGUCAACUGAAAUAUGUACCAAGCUGUGAUUCGUUCAAGUAUUCAUUGAAGAGCUUGCAACCAUAAAUUAUUUAUUAAAAUGAAGUGUAGUUACUUUCUUCGUAGGCAGCAUUCAAGGGCAAGGAUGAUUUGCUUCCUCUGGAGUGAAGAGUAGAAGAUGCCUCAGUGUGAUUUCUUUCACUGGGGGAUGAUUGUUGCAUAUGAGUUACCUUAAGGUCUUGGCAGGGUGAUGCCUUGGUCUAAGAUGAUUAGAGCUGGCCUUGUUCCAUAGACUUAACAUGAACUUGCAUAAGUGCCUGUAUCUAUAUGCUUGUACCUGUAUUCACACGCAGGUACAUUCCAUCAACACAUGGGCAAACACUAUCACACAUGCUCUUAUCCACACACUUCCUCACCCCACCACAUCUCUCUCCCUCUCCCAGACUCUUGCCUAUGUAUAGUCAGUGAAAUUCAAUCUAAAUAUGUUUACAAUGCAUAAGUAAGAGCAUUAAUAUAGUUGUAAUUCAAAUAUUUUGUUUCACCAUUUAACACUAGGCUGAUUGACAUUCUCCAUGAAUUGUUUGUAUUUAUGUAACUUUUUUCUAAACAUAUUGGAGAUGGAAGUUGCUAAUUUCAUCAAGUAAAGAAGAGCCUAAUGAAAUCCAAUUCAUUGCAAAAUCUUUUUACUUAUUUAUACCACACCAAUAAAUAUAGUUGAGAUUUCCUCUAUAGAAAACACAUAUUUUGUAAUUACUUGGGCAACAUUUCUUCAAUUGCAUCAUCCCUUAUUGUUCAUAUGGAAUCCCUUUUGAUGUGAGAACUGAUGAAAGAAAGGACUACAUUAAAUACAAUUUCAACAAAAUACAAUUCGUAUUUGGAGAACGUUUCAAGCUGAAGGCAUACUUUGAGGAUUUUUUAAAUGAAACGUGUAGUAUCUCUGGUGCAGUGAAAUGAAACCCAAUUUUUCAAUACUUUUGCUGGUUAUUUGAAUAAAGGGAAUUAGCAAAUGAAACUGUUUUAAGCUUUAGAAACAAACUUGUAUUGCAAUGAAGUGUCCAAACCGUACUAGGUUGAUCUAAGUCAAAUGUUGAUCUGUCCAUUUAAUAUCUUUGUAUUUAAGUCAAAAAUACGUACGUUAUUAUUAUAAUUAGAAAACUCGGGUCCACCAGAUUGAUUAAAUGAUCGUAUUCAUAUGUUCAUAGAGUUUUAUAAUGGGGAAAUAUUUCUUUUUUAAGGCAAAUCUAUGUUAUUCCCAUUGGCUCAUAUCGCUCCAAACCUUUCCCUGACCACAUACCCCAUUACCUGUCCAAAUGCUGUUUCAACAUUGUAAUUGCAUCUGUCUCAACCACUUUCUCUGGCAGCUCAUUCCACAAUGCCACCUGUGUGGAGAAUCUUGCCCCUCGAUUCCCCUUUAAAUCUUUCCUUUCCCCUUUGAAUCUUCAACAUACCCCAUGGUCUCUAAUCUUGGACUCCCCCUAACCUGGGAAAAUACUGUGAUUAUUUACCCUAUCUGUGCCCCGUAUAAUUUUAUACACCUCUUUAAAGUCACCCUUUGCUUCAGGGAAAACAAUCCCAGUCUAAUCUCUUUAUAAUCCAAACUCUCUAAUUUAGGCAAACUUCCCCUGAAUCUUCUGGAUCCUCUCGGGUUUAAUCAAAUCCUUCAUAUGAUGAUUCUCUUUGGAUAAACAAUCUUUUAUUAAUAACGUACGUGCCAAUUGGAACAUGAACUAGUAACCGUGAAUUAUUUACUGUGCGAACUUGUGUAAAUUGUUUACGUAACCUUGAUGUCAGCGACUUUGACGUCAAAGUGUUUUGUAAUUAAAUGACAAGAGUACCUUUUUGUCUACUGUCUUUCUAUAACCCCAAUGAUGUAUCGUGAACUUUCUACAAAUACUUUGACUUUUUUGUGACUCUGUAAGUACAGUGUGAUUUUUGGCAAUGGAAAUCUUUUGAUUCGCGUAGAUGCUGAUGAAAUGUGUUACGACAUGUUUAAAAAAAAAAAGAGUUCAUGUGCACACUGCUAAAUCUGAUCCUCGGUUAUGUUAAAUCAAUCUGCACUUCCCUCAGUAACUUCUCCAAGAAAAAGGAUUGAAAACCAAAAUCUGACUUAUUUAGUUGUGCUGUAGUUUACAAAAAUGCCAGGAGCAGUGAUUUUAGUCCUUUAUAAGAGCGAUGGUCAUACAGCACAGAAACAGGCACUUUGGCCCAACUUUUCCAUGCUCACCAAGAUGCCCCAUCUAAGCUAGUUCCAACUGCCUGCAUUUGACUCACAUACUCUAAACUUUUUCUGCUUCAUGUAUCUAUUCAAAUGUAUUUUAAAUGUUAUUGUACCUGCCUCAACCACUUCAUCUGCCAGCUUGUUCCAUGUACCCUCUGUGUGGGAAAACCUGCUCCUCGGGUUCCUGUCAAAUCUCUACUUCACCUUAAACCUAUGCCCUCUAGUUAUUAAAGACCUGAUUCUAGGAAAAAGACAUCCAAUGAUGCCCCACAUCAUUUUAUACCACUGUAAAAUCACCCCUGACACCUCGGUCACCUAUGCUCCAAGGAAUAAAUUCCCAACCUGUCCAACCACUCCCAAUUACUUAAGUCUUGUAAAUAUUUUCUACGGCUUAAUCCUUCCAAUAGCAGAGUGAUCAAAACUGAACACAAUAAUUCAAGAUAGGCACAAAAUGCUGGGAUAAUUCACCGGGACAGGCAGCAUGUCUGGAGAGAAGGAAUUUAUUGUUGGUGUGGGCCUAUGGCUGGAGAAUGGGGGUGUCGGUGGGAACGGCAGCUAGAGUUAUGGUGAUCUGAGGGGAAGAAUAGAAUUAGUCCUGAUGGUGGUUUGCUGAUUGGUGCAGACACAACAGGCUGUUUCCAUGCUGUAUGAUUCCGAUGAACAAUCUAAGAAAAUGCAUUGAAAUUAUAUGUUUGCUAAAAUGUUAAAUAUUUUCCAACCGAUUU
Messenger RNA from Amblyraja radiata (thorny skate), 6298 nucleotides. RefSeq names its product transmembrane protein 101 (gene tmem101). Gene Ontology annotation, biological process: positive regulation of canonical NF-kappaB signal transduction. Lineage: Eukaryota; Metazoa; Chordata; Chondrichthyes; Rajiformes; Rajidae. The record is from RefSeq and is a predicted model, not a curated record. Bases 28 to 795 code for a protein of 255 amino acids. The transcript has 4 exons.